Messenger RNA from Danaus chrysippus (African queen), 297 nucleotides. Lineage: Eukaryota; Metazoa; Arthropoda; Insecta; Lepidoptera; Nymphalidae. The record is from the annotation of a GenBank genome assembly.
UUGGUCAGUGUUGAUAAUGUGGAAAACUUGGACAAUUUGGAUAGUGUGGACCUUGUGGAUAAUUUGGAUGAUAUGGAUGACUUAGAUGAUUUGGAUGAUAUUGAUGAUAUUGAUGAUAUUGAUGAUGUUAAUGAUGUGAAUGAUGUAGAUGAGGCGGAUGAUGUGCGAGAUGUGGAUGAUGCGGAAGAUGCGGGUGAUGUGGAUGAUACGGAUGAUGUGGAUGAUACGGAUGAUGUGGAUGAUGCGGAUGAAUCAGAUGACGCGAAUGACGCGGAUGAAUCAAGUAACUCAAAGUGA